Molecule: messenger RNA, 6812 nt
Organism: Protopterus annectens (West African lungfish)
Lineage: Eukaryota; Metazoa; Chordata; Ceratodontiformes; Protopteridae
Exons: 25
Coding region: 136-5955 (1939 amino acids)
Source: RefSeq, a predicted model, not a curated record
AUGAAAGAUGUAUUUCUGCCACGCCUGUUGGGGGCAGUCAAGGAAGCAUGGAAAAUGUGGCUUGUUCAGAACAUUCCAUACAGCAUACUUGCAUCAGUAAUCUUGGUACGUCUGUUUCAUAUGUAGAAGAUUAUCAUGAAAUGGGAGAGCAAAUUAACUCUCUGGACACUUGCUCUGGUACUGAUUCAGCUGUUUCCUCCUUGCCUGAAAAAAAUAGAGUCAAGUGAAUAUUCAUGUGGAGAACAUCAUGCAGGGCAUGAUUCUGCUACAUCCCUUUUAAGCAGUCAGGGAAGCCAAGAUAGUAAUAGUUCACAGAAAAUAUCACAGACUUCUAGUACAGGUACCUCAGAAUGUCACAAUUCUGGCUUAUCUAAUUCAGAUGUGGAGGGUGAGGUUCAUAAAGUGGAGGUGCAAGAUGAGCUGGACACGAGUCCUUGUAUUAAUUCAGCUGCUUCCUCUUCUAAAGUGAGUACAGUAGAGAUGAGUGAAUGUUCAGAUGAUGUAAAUCACUCAGUUUGUGACUCUGCCUUAUACCUUGGGAGUAGUCAAGGAAGCUCUGACUUAGCAGAUUGUUCACAAACUACAUCAUUGCAAAGUACGUGCAUCCCAAAUUGUGAUUCUUUGUCUCAUUCAGUUGUAAAUGGUGAGGUUCAUGAAAUUAUGGAUACUUGCUCUUCAGCAGAUGACAAUUGUGCAAGUGGCUGCUCAUUGCUGCUGUCAGAUAACACAGAUGAAAGAAGCAUUUCUGGCAGCCAAAUAGCUGCCACUUCACCCCGAGUCAUUGUGGCUUCUGAUCGUAGCUGUGAUACUGAAGAAAUGGGGCAAACCUGCUCAACUUCAUCUUCGCAGCAGCUUCCUGAAAACAUUAAAGAUAAUGUGCACAGCUCCAUGGAAAAUGCAGAAGCACAAGUAGCUGGGUCAUGUGAUACACCAAGAGGAUCAGUACUCCAGGAAAAACCUUUUGAGGAAAAUGACUGUCAUGUAAAAUUAAGUAGCUCAUGUCAAACUGUUUGGAAGUGCUCAUCUUCUGGUGAGGCACUACCUUCUGAAGGAUGGAGUGAGCAUGGAAGGGAGUCUAAGACUGCAUAUACUGCUACUGCAGGUGCUGCUGAAGUGUUAGAAUGCAGGCCGUCUGUUGAGAUGGAAGGUGAAUGCUGCUUGGAAAGAGAAAAUUCCAUCGUGUUGCCUUUAAAAAGAAAAAGAUCCAAUGAGGAGUGUGAUUUUGCAUGUACACCUGUACCUCCUGUUUCCUCCGUUUCUGAAGAUGAAGCGAGUCUGGAAAUUACACGUGAGACGGCAGAAGAAGAAUGCAGCAACCUCUCCCAGUCCUAUAUAACAAAGAACAACUUAACUGAAAGUGAAAUGCAUUAUCUGGAUUAUAAAAAGGAAAAGACGUCGCUAUCUUCAGCAAAUGAAUGUGUAAAUACUAGUAGAUCUGCAUAUGAAGUGCAUAAGGUAAUCGAAGUUAUUGUGAUUGAUAGCAGCGAUGAGGAAGAAACUGAAGACAGUGAAGCAGAAGAUGGUAAAAAGGGCAGGCUGAAUAUCAAAGCAGAAGUAGACUCUGAUUUGGAUGAGGAUGGCUCUGGAAGUUGCAGGGAAAUGGAGAGAUCCGCUUACUCAUCAAGCAAUGUCCAGGGAUAUGGCAUGUCAAGUAAUAUCUUGGAGCUUCAGAAUGGUAGAAGAAAUGGUGAUUGUGUCCGGGAUGCUGAUGGAACAAGAUCACAGCCUGUGUUUACGAGCAGUAGUCAACCUGGUGCUCACUGUUCAGGCUUUGAAAAAUCUAUAAGCAACCUGAAAACAGAGGCUUAUUCUUCCACUAAUCCCCCUCAUACUGCAGAUGAGAACUCAAGUUCAUUAUUAGACUCAGACUCUCAAAAUAAUUCUUGUCCUAGAAAUCUUUCUCCAGUUUUUGAACCACAGUACUCUUUACAAACAUCACAUUCAACUGAACUACCUUCAUUAGCCCACCAGCCACAUGUCAUUCAAGCUCCGCAGAACAGCAUUCAGAACAUCCAGGAACUUAUGAACUAUAAAAUUCAUGAUAAACUGCAGUUGCCAGUUGAGUUUGAUGAUGAUGAUGAUGAUGAUUUUAACAUAAGUAUGGGGGAUUUGGAUAAAGUUUACUCUUCUGAUGAAGAUGGUACUGGCAUCCUCCCUGAUGGCAUAAACAGUUCUGUUGGCAGUGUGUGUAGUAAUCAGUUUGUUCAACAUUCCAAUGCAGAGCAUAGUUAUGCUACUUGUUCAAAUGGAGAAGAACCUGUUGUAAAAACUAAACAUGCUGGGAGUAGUUCAAAAAGUGUUGCGAAUGACAGUAGUAGCAUUGCUCCAGAUUUACCUGGAAAUAAUAGAUGCUGGGCAGUCUCUGAACAUGAUGUUGUUCAUCAGAUGCAGGAAUGUAACUCUGUUCUCAAGGCCAUUGAAAAUUCCCUCUUGGCAGUUGAAGGGAUUGACAAAUCUCACAUGGAUCAGUGGCGGGACCAAAUUACUGAGCUGCUAAAGCAGACAGUCUCUCCGAAGACUUACAUUGCAGUUGUUGGAGACACUGGAGCAGGUAAAAGCUGCUUACUUAAUGCUCUGCUAGAUGAGGAGGCUUUGCUGCCUACUUCUGCUAUGAGGGCCUGCACUGCAUCAGUUGUGGAAGUGUCCUGCAAUUUGGAGAACCAGAGCUAUGAAGCUGAUGUGGAGUUCCUCACUGAGGAGGAAUGGUAUAAGGAGCUGGAAGCACUUAUAAAAGACCUUAAAGACAAGCAUGGGAAUUUCAGAAAACGUCUUGAUCCAAAGAGCGAAGCUGGAGUUGCUUUAAGCCGUGUAAAGGCUGUAUAUGGUAGUAUUGCUGAAGUUGAGCAACUAAAACAGAUCCAGGAUGUUACAAAGUUCCUGGGGAAGACGCAUCACAUCACAGAAAAAAAGGUUACAGAAUUCCGCAGUAAGAUUGAACGGUUCAUCGAUUCUUCAGCUGAUAGUGCCAAAGGUAGAAAAGGUGGAGAAUACUGGCCCAUUGUAAAACGUGUUCAACUGCGUGUUCCCACAGCUGAUGUUCUGAGGAGUGGAGCUGUACUGGUUGACCUUCCCGGAAUAAAAGAUUCCAAUGCCGCUAGGAAUAGUGUGGCUAAAGAAUAUUUGAAGACUUGCAGUGCUGUGUGGGUUGUAGCCAACAUCACUAGAGCUGUUGAUGACAAGACUGCUAAGGACAUGCUGAAUGAAAGUCUACGGACCCAACUCUUUAUGGAUGGUCAAUAUGGAAGGAUUGCAUUUAUCUGCACAAAGACGGACUGUUUCAGUGUUAGUGAAAUUUGCAGGGCAGUCCACAUAAAUGACCGAAUCCAGCCCCUAGAAGAUGAGAAUGCUGAACUAGAGAAGCGGAUAAACCAGAUUAAGACUGCAAAGGAGAUGCUUUAUAGCAAGCUUGAGGAACAGAACAUAAAAGACGACACUGGAAAGGGUCCAGAUUGUCAUGCCAAUGAGCUGAGAAAUGCCAUUCUGGAGAAAGAUAUAAUGAUGAACAGCCUUCAAAGAAAAGUGCAGUCUAAUUGCCAAGCUGUUGCAGUGGAAUGUGUAAAAGCCCGCAAUAAGUAUUCAAAAAAGCAGAUUCAGAUGGAUUUCAUAUGUGGAAUGCAAGAAAUCAAAAGAGCUUCUAACGAAGAUGAUGAUGGUAGUGAUGAGGAUGAUCUGAUGUCUGUUGCAUCCGAAGAUUUUGGCUUGGAUUCCAUCUUUGAAGAAAGUAGAAAACUGCCUGUUUUUACAGUCAGCUCCAAAGAGUAUUUGAAGUUGCGAGGCAAACUACCGAGAGAAGGGCCACCUCAAGUAUUUAACUCUAUGGAGGACACAGAAAUCCCUGCUCUGAAAAACUUUACAAUUAAGACUGCAAUGAAGCAAAGUGUAGUUACUGCUGAGAAGUUGAUUCGAAGUGUGACAUCGUUCAUUAGCCAUGUGGUUACAUAUCUUACCAAUCAGCGGGCACAGGAUGAAUCUUUUCAAGCACGGAUCAGAGAAACUGUGAAAACCUGUUUAUCCAGAGUGAAAAAAAUACUGCAGGAGGCAGUUUCUGAAUGUAACAAGAGUGUUGAGAAAGCUUUUUUAGUUGUGAUCAGCACCCAUGUGAGCAUGGGAGUUAAGAGGGCUGUCGCAGCCUGUGAGGAAACUGCUAAGACCUGGGCAUCACCAGAUAAACCAGGUAAAUAUCCUUAUGCAACCUACCGAGCCAUCUGUGUUCGACAAGGUGUGUACACAUCUCGUGCGUUUGGGCACAUUGACUUGAAUGAGGAGUUGAUACAGCCAGUGUCCACAACCAUCUCUGUUGUCUGGAAUCAGGUCUUCAGUAAAGAUCUUCCCGAGUACCUGGACAAAUUCAAAACCAACAUGCUACGGAAACUAAAAGAAUUCUUCAGAGAGGUCAAGGGUAAACUGCGUGAAAUGAACAUGAGCACAACAGCAGUAGAAUAUAUUCAGAGGCAGCAGAUGGAAGCAGUUGAAGCAGAGUUAAGUAACUUCAUUAUAGACCUGAAGGACAACAUAAUGCAAAGACAAAGAGACAUUUCUCGUAUCCUUACUCCAUCAGUACAAGUCCAUAUGAGUCCCUGUUUUACAGAAUGCGCAAAGCAGAGCGGUGCUGGCUGUUUCCAAAGAAUGAAAACACACAUGUGUAACUUCAUCCAGACUGAAAAAGUGACCAUGUUUCACUCAGCUGGAGACAAGCUCAUAGAACAACUGACAUUUCUCCAGAAUGAAAUUUGUGGUCGCCUGACAACAGUUUUGGAAGAACUGUGUGAGUCAUUGACUGUUCAAUUUGAGCCAGUGUUGAAGCCUGUGAAGAAAAACAAGGGAGUUAUUCCUGAUUUAGUGCGGAUUUGCAGACAAGUCCGUGAAAUUUGCCAGCGAUCUCACAUUGAAUUUGUGCUUAAUGAUCCAGUAGAGGAACAGGAAGAGGAGGCAUCAAGUUCUACAUCAGGAGCUGUAAAGAUUAAAGUUGAUGCUAAUGAGCUUAACUUUCUUCAGGGGACUUGUGAUAUUGUUAUUGAGGAUGAUACAGCCUGUCUGAAGAAAUACAAGAGCCAUGUACAGAUUACAGGGAAUGGUGUUUACAUAAAAGGUACAAGACAGUUUCCCAGCUUGUGCGUUAAAUUCACUCAUGUUGCUUUCUGUGAAUUUUGCCACUAUAUGUACUAUUUGAGACUUCAUAUAAACCCGUCUUACAUCAACGUUCCUGUGGUUAGAACACACUGUGAUCAAUUAAAUAUGAAUCCUUUAAAGAUUCUGCUAAUUAUGGACAACGUGAACAUAAAUAAUUUCUGCAGGCUGAUGGAAUACAUAUCUAAGAAGCAUGGAGGCCCGCCUUGGUUCCAGAAACUGAACAUGGAGCAAGGAGUCGAUAAGCUGCGUAGGCUGGGUGUAAUUUACCAAUGUAGCGAUAACAAGACAUCGCAGAAAGAAGAACCCACUGUAGUAGCAACGGCUGUGCCAGUUUUCACAUCUUCAUCAGCAUUGUCUUCACAUUCCUCUGUUCCUUGCAGCUACCAGACAUCAAUGCCUGCUGGCACUAUUUUAUAUCCAUUUGGUCGUAAGAGAGGAUCAGAUCCUUUGCAAACUUCAGCAUUAUAUGAUGGUAAAAUCAGAAUAACUUCACAGGGUCCACAUACUGUUUCACAGUCACCUGAAACAAAUAGCAUUUCACUUGUCCAGAGUAACCCUAAUUACCGGGAAAUGCAAACUGUAAUAGGUACAGUUUCAAGAUGGCCAGAUCCAAACAAUAUUCCAUCCACUAGCAGAGGAGAGGUCAGUAGGCUGACUCUCUGGACUCCUACACUGCUUUCAGCAACUACAUCAGAACAAAUAAAGGUUGAGGAAGGCACACAGCGGAAAAUGUCUCACGUUCCAGCUGCUACAGGUUCACUUUAUAUAUCUUCAGGCAGCAUUCAUUUUGAAAAACUAACUGCAAAGAAAGAAAAUGAGAAAUGAAAUGCUGAGGAAAAGAGCAUAGUCCCAGCUAAGUUGACCAAUGCUGUGAAAUAACCCCAGCAACAGCCAAAGUAUUGCUGAACUGUCAUUCAUGUGACAUCCUAUGGACAAUUGUUACUGAACAUUUCUCUUUGAUAAAUGCAUAUAUUUAUAUAUACAUCUAACUGUGGUAAGGUACUUUUUUAAAGGUUUUUUUCUAAAGUCUGUGGAGCAAUGUUAUUGGCCUGCAGAAUGUAACCUGAAGUAAAAGUGUUAUCAUUUGGAUUCUUUGCACUUUGUUUCUGAAAUAAUUCAGUAUCUGUGUUGCUCUGUUAUUUAAGACUUGAAUAAAGUCCUCUUCCAGUAGUGCGUACGUGCACUGCAAAUUUACUUUUAACAUUGCUGCUACUUGCAUCAAAUUUAGCACAUGCAUUAGUGUGCAGUAUUUCAUUUUUCAUUAUCAUGAAAAUUAAUAUUGUUACAGGAACGUUUGAGACUUGUAAAUAUUUUGCAAUUAAGCUCUUUUACAGGAGGUUAUUCAGCUUCUAUAUUGCUGGGACUUAAAUUUGAUUAAUUUUUUUGAGUUUUAAGUUGCAGUUAACAUAUACUUUUCUGUCAUUUAAAUUGUGUAGUAUAAAACUACUCUUAAAAAUGUUCCCAUUGACCUUUUAAUGUACUAAUUAAGAUUCAGUAAUUUGUUUCUAAAGUGUUAGCUGUCUCAUGAAUCUUGAAAUGCUUGCAAUUUUCAGAAGCCAUAUCAAAUAUUUGAGUUGUGUUAUUUUGGUGAGGAUACUUUUAUAUUCUUGCUGAUGUAUGGAAGUUAACUGCUGUAUGUAUAUUUUUGUACUUUGGCAAAUAAAGUGACCUUAAACCAUGAA